Messenger RNA from Cuscuta europaea, 1414 nucleotides. Lineage: Eukaryota; Viridiplantae; Streptophyta; Magnoliopsida; Solanales; Convolvulaceae. The record is from the annotation of a GenBank genome assembly.
GUAAAUUUGUCUUAAGAAGACAACACGCAUUUGUUGGGCUCAGUUCAAUCAUCUACAAUUCCGUUUAUCCGGCCAAUUUCCACCAACAAUCUCAAGAAAGUAUGGCGUCGGAUACACCUGCUCAAAUCAUUUCCAUUCCCGACACACCAAACGGAGCUGCAAAUUCUUCCGCCCAGCCAGACUCACACGUCAACAUGCAGCCCGUUCAUGCGAAGCCAUUUCCCGAUAUUUCCAAGAUUGAAGUAUUUUCUGGGGCAAAUUUCAAAAGAUGGCAAGAACGUUUGUUCUCAACACUUGACAUGCAUGGUGUUGCUGAUGCUCUCACCCACGCCAUGCCCGACGACAAAUCUCCCGAAGGCAUCAAACUCCUUCAACAAUGGACCUACUCGAAUAAGGUUUGCCGUCACACUAUUCUGAGUACUUUAUCUAACGAGCUCUUUGAUGUUUAUUGCACGAAAAAAGUGGCCAAGGAAAUAUGGGAUUCUAUGAUUGCCAAGUACACAGCCGAGGACACCGUCAAACAAAAAUUUGUGAUAGGAAACUAUUACAAAUGGGAAAUGAAAGACGACAAGGACAUAAAGGCACAAAUUCAUGAAUAUCAAACGCUUUUGGAGGACCUCAAAGGCGUGCAGAUCGAGCUGCCCGAACCUUUUGUUGCCGGGAUCCUCAUUGAAAAAUUGCCCGAGUCAUGGAAGGACUACAAGCGCGACCUCAAGCACAAAUUUGGACCCAUGUCAUUAAAUGAAGUGAUCACACACAUUAUCAUUGAAGACACCAAUAGGAGGGAGGGCUCCAAGGCUCAAAUCAUGCAAUACACCUCCAACGCCAACCUAGUGGAGACUCAAAACAAAAGGAGGUAUAAUAAUAAUAAUGAAGAUAAUAACAAGCCCAAUUACAAUAAGCCUAAAUCUAACACCAGCUUUAAAAAGGAAAAACAUUGUUAUGUGUGUGGAAAACCGGGACAUUUUGCAGCACAAUGUAGGAAACGGGCAACUAUGAGAAACAACAAACCACCUAGACCAAGUGCAAACUUGGUUCAAAAUGAUGAUGUCAUUGCGGCGGUUGUUUCUCAAACUUGUUUGGUGUCCGAUGUGAAUGAAUGGGUGGUAGAUUCUGGGGCUACCAAGCACAUUUGUAAAAACAAAAGUGCUUUUUCCUCCUAUACUCCUAUAGGGGAUGGUGAAGAACAAGUGUAUCUUGGUGACUCUCACACAACCAAGGUGCAUGGUAAGGGAAAAGUUGUUCUUAAGCUCACAUCGGGGAAAACGUUGUCCUUGAAUGAUGUGCUUCAUGUGCCUGAAAUUCGCACUAAUUUAGUCUCGGUUUCACUUUUGGGGAAAGCUGGAGUUAAGGUGUCCUUUGAAUCGGACAAAAUUGUGAUGACUAAAAAUAAUGUCUUUGUGGGAAAAGGCUA